AUGAAUCUCAUAGAAACGCUCUUUGGCCGAACAGUGACCCCCGCUGAAAGGCUGCGACAGCAUCAGCGGUCUCUCGCCAAAGCACAACGCGAACUCGAUCGCGAACGGGCAAAGCUCGAGCAGAGCGAGAAGAAGCUCAUGAUGGAUAUCAAGAAGAGCGCAAAAGCAGGCCAGAUGAAUGCAUGCAAAGUCAUGGCCAAAGACUUGAUUCGGACAAGGCGAUAUGUUCAGAAGUUCUACCAGAUGCGCACUCAGCUGCAGGCAGUGGGCUUACGCAUACAAACACUUCGCAGCAAUCAACAAAUGGCGGACGCCAUGCGUGGUGCAACUCGAGCAAUGGCAAGUAUGAAUCGUGGCCUCAACCUACCAUCAAUACAACGCAUCAUGAAUGAAUUCGAGAAGGAAAGCUCUAUGAUGGACAUGAAGGAAGAAAUGAUGUCGGAUGCUGUGGAUGAUGUGAUGGAGGACGAAGAAGAUGAGGAAGAAGAGGGCGAUAAGGUUUUGAAGGAGGUCUUGGAUGAGAUUGGCGUCAGUCUGGCCCAGCAGCUUACUGAUGCACCGACUGGGCUCGCAACGGCAACAUCGGUUGCUUCCAGACAACCAGUGGCCCUGGGCGAAGCAGUAGGGGGCGCGCCGGCGGGUUCAGCUGCGGCUGCGGGUGGCCAGGGAAACAAUGUGGGCGGAGGCGGCAUGUCUGACGAAGAUUCGUUACAAGCACGACUGGAUGCUCUUCGGAGAGGCUAA
Molecule: messenger RNA, 744 nt
Organism: Pleurotus ostreatus (oyster mushroom)
Lineage: Eukaryota; Fungi; Basidiomycota; Agaricomycetes; Agaricales; Pleurotaceae
Gene: DID4
Product: ESCRT-III subunit protein did4
Exons: 5
Coding region: 1-744 (247 amino acids)
Biological process (GO): late endosome to vacuole transport; endosome transport via multivesicular body sorting pathway; protein transport
Cellular component (GO): multivesicular body; ESCRT III complex
Source: RefSeq, a predicted model, not a curated record